CAUCAUCUUCAUCCCUGUUCUAUGAAUAGUGAACUCAAAGUCCUCUGCAACUCCUCUUCCUCCAUUUCUCUUCAAAUUCCUCUCUCUCUCUCUUUUAACCACUGAAACUUUAACUUCUCUGCUUCUCUCUCUCUACUCCUCUUCCUUCACCAGACGUUUCUUUCCGCGGAGGAGCCGCCAUUUCAGAGCUUUAAGUUGUAAGGAGGAAUAUCAAAGAGAAUGAACAGGUGGGUUUACGAGCAGAACGCCAUGGCUGCCUGCCAAGAGAUGAGGAUGGAAUCUGUGGUUUGUCCUAAGCCACGCCGCUUGGUUCUUCAAACCCUUCCUGAUAAUGACCCCAUCACUGCCCAUAGAUGGCCCAUCGGCCAUGCCAAGACUGGAAAUUCUAAAGCAGGAGCUGAAUUUCUUGAUAUGAUCCUCGCUAAGGAAAGUUUUGGUGAAAAUUUAAGCCACCAAUUGGCAACAUCUCCCCCAUUCUUUUGGGGGUCUCCACCAAGUAGGACUUCCAACCCUUUAGUCCAAGAUGAGCAAUUUGGUAAUGGUUACAAUAUCUACCAACUUUGUGAAGAACCCCCAUCUCCAUCAACCCAUAAAGGUGGAUGCACCCGUAUGAAAUUUGGGCAUCGACCUGCAGCAGUCCGAAUCGAAGGAUUCGACUGUCUCGACCGCGAUGCCCGAAAUUGCAGCAUUUCUGUUGUGGCUUAACCAAAAGGGAGGCAGCCUAGGUUUUUGAAGUGGAGGAGAUUUGGGAUAGGGGAAUUGAGUUGAAACUGAUGCGUUUUUUUUCUUUCUUUUCACUAAUGUGUAAAGUUGUAUAUAGAAGAGUCAAUCAAAUGCAUGAUGGAUGUUGUUGCUGAGUCCUUUUGUUGUUGCUGAGUCCUUUUGUUGUUGUUGUUGUUGCUGCUGUUCAUCAAAUCUCAAAGAGAUGUCUCUGUAAUUAAGGUGACUAAUUGAUGUUUUAGACGAUCUAAUCUGAGGAAAUAAAGAAGAGAACUUUCUCAAUUUUGUUUCUGUUUGUUCAUGUUUUCUUUACUUCUAUACCCUCGCACUCCCAAUAUUAUCAUAUUUGGGGGGUCACUUUCAUAAUUUUGCAUAAAAUGAGGGUGUAGGAGGGACUAGAAAAUAUGGCCACAAAGGGGUGGAGGGUUGGUGGCCAUUUUUUUCUACUGCAAAUGGGAUGAUGAUGGUUUUUGAGAGUUCAAAAGAUGGUAACUGGGAAUAAAAUAUGAGCCGCAGAUUUGGAACCAUUUCCCAAUACCUUGAAUGUGAAACUUGUCUUUUAGUUAGAGUUUAGACAGCAGUGUAAUAAUCCAAGAAGCAGACAUGUUGUAAUGCUUCAUCGCUUUCUUUUCCUUCUUUUUUCUGCUGUUCGUCUUAUUCUUGAUGGAUAGUCUCAAUCUCACAGCUAACAUGUUAAAAUUUCUAUGAAAUUUGUCGUUUCAUUUUCAGAAGACCAAAUUCUAUUUACUCGUCGAACGAAAUCUUUAAACAUUCUUGCUCCUAUGCUUACAUUUUAUCUAUAUUAGUCAAAAUGUUAACGAGGCUGAAGUUUAGUCCUUGGACCAAGUUUGGACAUAUUCGAUCCUUGAACUUUAGGAAUAUCUAAUAGACUUGGGAACCAAAUAGGCUUUAGGUUUUUCUUUACAAAGAACAGUUAGCGGUUGACUUGAAUUGUUACUAAUGGUAUUAGAGCCAGACACUGAAUGGUGGGCAAGCGUCCUUGCUGGCCCCUAAGGGGUUAGAUCAUGAGAUCCCACCUUAGUUAGAAAGGAGAACGAAACAUUUUUGAUAAGGGUGUGAAAAUCUAUUCCUAUCAAACUUGUUCUGGCCUUACUUUGAUUUGUUUUUAUAUUGUUCGUUUUGGCCCAUUAUGUAUUGUUGUUAGACUCACUGUUUUAAAACAUCUUUACUAUGAAGAGGGUCUAGUCCUACUCCGACCCGUUGUCCUCUCUCAAUGAACAGGUUGCUCCAUCCUGUGAAAAUGCUCCAAGGUUGUGUCUAAAGUAGCCUGUUAAAUAUAGAUUUAAAAGUUUAUUAGACCCAACAUGAAAUAAAAUUUGAAGUAAAUUAGCGGAUAGAGAUAAGGUGGGAAUAGCCGCCGCCGAGAUGCUAAAAGUCUGAGUUGGUUGAAACGUGGAAAAGCAAGCGUGUGGAUUUAGCAUCUGAAGUCUCCUCCUCGUCUCAGACUGUGGGCGCUCCUUCCUCGCCCUCAGCUUUCCUCCCUUUUUUCUUCUACGCCUUUCUGAGCCAUUUGUUUAGUAUAAUUAGUGGAAUUGGAUGAGAACUCGCAGCCGUCAACAAACACUUCCCCAAUGGGUAACAAAACCAGAGAGUCACCAAAACUGGAAAACCAUUAGCGCCCAUCAAUACAAAAACAAAACCCACCAUCGUUUCCUUCACCAUUACAACAAGCACUUCCUUUCUCUUCUAAGCAAUCCAAUCCAUCGGCCAUGCGUAUGAGCUGCAACGGAUGCCGAGUUCUUCGCAAAGGCUGCAGUGAGAGCUGCUCCAUCAGACCCUGUCUUCAAUGGAUCAAAACCCCUCAAUCCCAAGCCAACGCUACUUUCUUCCUCGCCAAAUUCUACGGCCGAGCUGGCCUUCUUAACCUCAUCAAUGCCGGCCCCGACCAUCUCCGCCCUGCUAUUUUUAAAUCUUUGCUGUUCGAGGCGUGUGGCCGGAUUGUCAAUCCGAUCUUCGGGUCGGCCGGAUUGUUGUGGUCCGGGAGUUGGCAGCUGUGUCAGGACGCCGUGGAAGCCGUUCUAAAUGGCGCACCGAUUCCGCCGGUUUCUUACGAGAUGGCGACGUCCCACAUGGGCCCACCUUUGAAAGGCUGCGACAUCCGCCACGUGUCCAAACAGCAAGGCUCCGGUCUCAGUGAGAUAAAGAAGCGGCGGAGGUUCAAGCGCAAGCCGAAGCCGAAGGAGGAACCGGUUAUGUUACCCCAGUUCGUAGUGGAUGGAUCGACCCGGAUUUCAUCGGAGCCCCGGUGUUUCACGUUUGAGUUGGACAAUCUAGAGGGCCAUGUGUCGCCGGAGAAGGUCUGCGGCAGCAACGAUACCGAGUGCUUGUCGGUGGAAACCACGGAGGCUUCUUCGGUGGGCCAGGGUGGUGGGGUGGAGUUGGAACUUACCUUGGGGUUUGGGCACGGUCGGAUGCUGACGUGUAAAGAGAGGUAGAUGAUUUUGCUCUCAAGAAUUUUGAAAAUAUUGUACAAAAGCAAAUUUGUAUUACUAAAAAAUCAUAAAUAUGUUGAAUCACAGAUUAAAUUAUACACAA
Cucurbita moschata (crookneck pumpkin) is the source of this 3276-nucleotide messenger RNA. RefSeq names its product LOB domain-containing protein 41-like. NCBI's taxonomy places the organism in Eukaryota, Viridiplantae, Streptophyta, Magnoliopsida, Cucurbitales, Cucurbitaceae. The transcript is spliced from 5 exons. Bases 2451 to 3176 code for a protein of 241 amino acids. Gene Ontology annotation, biological process: regulation of gene expression. The record is from RefSeq and is a predicted model, not a curated record.